UAGAGGGGGAUAUUGCAGGGGCUCAGCUGUUUGCUGUCUUAUUUUGAGUUUUCUUUGACUCCAACAGCUGGGCCCUGGAUCCUUUUUUAUGGAGGAUAGUGAAUCUUUGGGUCAGAAUAACAGUCCUGAGAGGGACAUGACCAAGGAGGAUGUUCCCGAGUCAUCGCAGGGAGACUCUGUCCUGGUUAGACACCAAAGCCUUUCCCAUAACCUUGACCGGCCUGUUGUCCACCAAGUGGCGUCUGCCCCGAUGCCUUUGGACUGUGAGUUCACGUUCUUCGACCCUAGCGAGCCGCAGUGCCGUGCUGUCCUGGUCGACCCGCAGACCACCGUGCCGGAGCUGUUUGCUGUGCUGAGGCAGUGGGUACCUCAGGUGCAGAGGAACAUCAACCUCAUCGGCAAUGAGAUCCUGAAGCGAGGCUGCGGCAUCAAUGACCGAGAUGGCCUGACAGACAUGAGCCUGCUCCAUUACUGCUGCAAGGCGGGAGCCCCCGGCAUCGGUGAUGCGGAAGGGGCGGCUGGCUUUGCGCGGCAGCUGCUCUCGCUCGGAGCCGAGCCAAGCCUGCGGAGCCGCUGGACCGACAUGAGUGCGCUGCACUACGCGGCCUACUUCGACGUGCCACAGCUCAUCCACGUGGUGCUGGAGGCCGCGCAGCCGGGAGAAGUGGACGCCACCUGCAGCGAUUUUGACUUCGGUACCGCCCUGCAUAUCGCCGCAUCCAACCUGUGCGUCUCUGCCGUCAAGUGCCUACUGGAGAUGGGGGCCAACCCUGCCUUCAGGAACGACAAGGGCCAGUGUCCUGCUGACGUGGUACCCGAACCAUUGGACAUGCCGCUGGAGAUGGCCGAUGCGGCCGCCCAGGCCAAAGCACUGCGGAGUCUGCUGAGGGAGGCUCUGCCCCAACUGCGGUACCCCGGCGCGCCCCCGGCUCCCGGUGUGCUCUCGGACCAUGCCAGGACACAGCUUCUCAGCAUGGGCAUCCGGCUGGGGGAUCGUGUGGUCAUCGCGGGGCAAAAGGUCGGCACCCUGCGAUUCUGCGGCAGCACUGAAUUCGCCGGGGGCCAGUGGGCCGGGGUAGAGCUGGACGACGCUGAGGGCAAGAACAACGGCUCGGUGGCCGGAGUCCAGUACUUCACCUGUCCACCCAAACAUGGUAUUUUUGCCCCACUGUCAAAAAUCAGCAAACCCCCAGAGAGGCGUAAGCAUGCCACUGUGCGAAGCUCCACCCCUGGCCGCCAGGCCCGGCCUGACCUGUCGCAUGUGACCUCCAAGAUCAACACAGGUGCUCUGUCUCUUAGCGGUUCUUCCUCUUCCUCCUCUCUGGACUCCAGACACGGUUCUAAUUCCCGGACUCGCCCGUUUCCCCGGCAACGACCCCCCGCUCGGCCGCACAGAGAGCGAGCAUCACUCAUCCCUAAAACUGCUUCUGCGAGUGCCCCCCCCUCAGCCGGUUCCCGGAGCAGGACGCCCUCUGUCAGCAGCUCGCUGUGUGACAGCCCUGAUGUGAGGCUGGGCGAGCGCGUGCUGGUGGUGGGCCAGCGUACAGGGGUCGUGCGCUUCUGCGGCAAGACUAACUUCGCCCCAGGUUUCUGGCUGGGAAUCGAGCUGGACAAGCCGAGCGGGAAGAAUGACGGCUCGGUGGGUGGGGUGCGCUAUUUCACCUGUCCUCCCAAACAUGGCAUCUUCGCCCCGCCCUCACGCGUGCAGAGGAUCCAUGGCUCUGUAGACUGCCUUUCCGAACUGUCCUCCUCGAGACUCAACAAAUCAUUGGGCGGUAUCCGGCGUACCCUCAGCAGCUCCUCGGCCUUCUCCAUGCAGAAAGAGCAGAAUCGCAGGAGUCCUGUCAGCAGGACACGGACGACCGUGUUGAGGCAGCGGUGGAGUGCAGCGGGGUCUGGGUCCCCAGGAGGAACGGACGGGGGGGCCAAGCUACACGUGGGCAUGCAAGUCCUGCUGUGUAGCGCGAACGAGAUGGCCGUGGUGCGCUACCUGGGCGCGGCCGACUUUGCACCAGGGCUAUGGCUGGGCCUGGAGCUCCGGGGGCCCAAGGGUAAAAAUGACGGCUCCGUGGAGGGACGUCGCUACUUCAGCUGCAGGCCGGGGCACGGGGUCAUGGUGCGGCCCAGUCGGGUCACCUAUCGAGGCAUAAAUGGGGCCAAGCUGGUUGAUGAGCUCAUCUGAAGAGAGGGCUUGUGCUCAGCUGGCUCCGGGGGGAAGGUAAUGAUCUGCAAGCCACGGCAAUCGACUAAACACUAGUGACUUAACGUUCUGUAAUAAAAUUUAGUUUAUUACUGUUCCUUGGUGAUGGAGAGAGCAAAGUACCGGAAGUGACUAGGAGAUCUUAGACAAAAUGUGAUUUAGUGAAAUGAGACUCUCCUGGAAUGAGACGUACCAGGCUGUACAAGAGAUUCCCCCUAAAUCUUAGUGCUGGGCCUUGCUCACCUCCGUCUGGUGCUUGUACUCCAAGGCGCAAUCAGACUGGCCUGGUCUCAGCAGUGGCAGGGAGAGAAUCUCCACAAGCAGGCGCUUUCCAUCACUCAGAUUGGCAAAACCCUGGUAGCACUUUAAAAUGGCUCGUAGCACGUUGUUAACCUGAUAUAGCAACUGUAGCACUUAACUACUGAUCUCUACUGAAACAUAGGCAAUGGACUUGGCGCGUUGUUGCUGUAGGUAAUGUGAAUGACUAUCAUUGUCCUAUAAAGCGUAAUAGACCAACAGCACUUUAUUAACAUUUUUGCUGAAAAGAAAAGUCUGAGAAUUGUCAUCUAACAGAUUUAGCUGCGACGUUUCUUAUUAUGGACAUGCACCAAAUGUCAGGGUUAUCUGACCAAAAAAUGUAAAUUAUGUUGUUCUACUGUUCAGCUGUUUUCAGGGUGUGGUGAGUGUGGAGCUAAAUCACAAAGAUGUUAUUAAUAAUGGCUUGUUUCACUGAGUAGAAAAAAUGAACUUAAAUGUCACCAGUAAGGAUGGGUCUCAUAGUCAUGUGACUGUCACGUACACGAUCAUAAUUGAUCUUGAUCUUGGGAAAGAUCUCUGGCCAGGAUCUCACGCCUCCUUCACACAUACCUGCAAAAGCUUCUUCAUCAUCCAUGUGACGCUGACAGUUGGAGGCCUUAAGCAAACCGCUGUUAAUCCCAUCUUGGGCCUCUUGGUCAGGGUAGCAGCACUGUGGGAUUUCAUGCAACAGCGCUUGAUGCUGAAGGACGUGUCCAAGACUGCGACAGGGUGGGGCAGGCCGCCGGGCACGGACCCGUGUAUCUACCAGAUGGUUGUCGGGUCUCUGGUAAAGGAGGCGGCGCCGUCCUUGGCAGCGUGACAGCCGUGAGCCCUGAUUACUCACAUUACCGCACUGCUCAGAUCUUCCAGCCUGGAUUCUCCACUGUAUGUAUGUAAGUCUUGCGACCAUAUAUAUAGAAUAUAAGAGGUGUGUUUUGGCUUGUCAGAUGUUAGUAAACUGCUAAUUAAUUUGUAUUUUAGUAGCAUACUCUACACAUUAAUUGUAAAAAUAAUUUGUAAAAUAAGACAUGAAUAAAAAUUUGUAUUUCAAUAAUUCUAA
Messenger RNA from Brienomyrus brachyistius, 3557 nucleotides. Its product is annotated as CAP-Gly domain-containing linker protein 4-like. NCBI's taxonomy places the organism in Eukaryota, Metazoa, Chordata, Actinopteri, Osteoglossiformes, Mormyridae. Gene Ontology annotation, biological process: cytoplasmic microtubule organization. Bases 89 to 2182 code for a protein of 697 amino acids. Gene Ontology annotation, cellular component: microtubule plus-end; nucleus; cytoplasm. The transcript has 15 exons. Gene Ontology annotation, molecular function: microtubule plus-end binding. The record is from RefSeq and is a predicted model, not a curated record.